GGACGUGCAGUGAUCACCAGUAGUGGCAGUGGAUCAGUGAUUACCAGUAGUGCCGCCAAUCACGAGAAUUUCAACAUUUCAACUCAGAGACGAGUUUGGUGCAUGCAACAAAUAAUUGCAUUUGAUGAUUGAAAUUUCGUUGGGGUCCAACGACAGCCAGUAAGCAAUAGGCGAGGAAGAAGAAGAAUAGUUAAACAGCAUAGCGCGCACAAAGCAGAAGAGUAUCUCAUUUUAAGUGUUAAAGAAAGCGAACAGCGAAACAGCCGCAAUCUUCAUCAUCAACUAACGAGCGAAGACGCACGCGCACAUGCUUAGCCCUGCAAGUAUCUUUAGCACCUGCAGCCGAUCAUCGGUGAGCACAACCCAGAAAUUGCCAAACGCGCAGAAGUUAUAGCAAUCGGAAGAGUAACAACGAAAAUAGGCACCCAUUGCUAGACCAUCAGCAACAUAAUCAUCUUCAUCGUAAUUAGCAGCAGUCGCUGCGGUGGGCGCAGCCAGUAAAGAAAUGGCAGUGAUUCUUUUGUAUCUUCCGCACAGCUAACUUAAUGCUUCAGUUGUGCCGCGAAUUUCGGUAAAAGCGGCCGCUUAUUCUCUGCCAGAAAAAUGAAUAACAGUAAUGAGAAACGAAAUUCGUUAUUAAAUUUAUACGUUAAAUAAAAUUUCAUUCAAAGCGAUAUGCAAAUAAAAAAGUUAAAAAUUAAAAAGAAAUACAAAACAUUAACUCUUAAAAAUUCUACAAAUUAAUGCCCCGAAAAUUUCGCAUAUAAAUUAUUCGCAUAAAUUAAGAAAAAAAUUGAUUGAUGUGAUUUUAAUAAAUGACAACGAAAGCGAAGCUGCAUUAAAUAUUUAUUAAAUGCAAGAAAUUUGUGCAUAGUGAAAGUUUGAAUAAGGAAAAAAUAUACGUAAAAUUAAAAAAAAUUUCAAAAUGUCUCGACAUAAAAAUAUUUUAUUACCAAAAAUGUAUACACAAACAAAUUUAAUUUUACUGCUGCAAAUAGUUUUUGCUGCUCUCUCAUCGACGCUUACAGUGGAUAAUCAAUUGGUAUCAGCGCGAAACGACUGCUUUGAACGUAUUGCGUUGGAGGCAAUGUUGCCAUUCGAGAAGGCAUUCAACACCGAAGAUACCAACUCGUUGAAGAUGUGCAAGGAGAAAUGCAUACAGGCCGGCGAUAAAUGUCAAUCCAUUUCAUUUGGCGUGCAUCGACGCGGAAACGGCACCUGUCAGCUGUCAACACAAAAAUACAGCAUUUCAGGCGGUCGUCCGAGUGGCGUAAUUUUCGAUCCCGAUUUCGAUUUGUAUGCGCGCAAGUUAAACUGUUUCGAUUUGAGCGACAACACAAUUACGGACACUACAGUUGGUGGUGAUGAUGGCUAUGGUGGUUUGUUGCCUACAACUACGGUUCAGUUACCUAAUCGGCCGGCGGAUCCCGGCACCACGUUACUGGUCGUCAAUCCCACGCCCACGACGAGCACAACAUUUGCGUAUGAUCGACCCUCCACAGGCUACAGUCCCUCGCCAUCAACGAGUUACGGUACGACGCCAGGUUUAUAUACGGACAGCAUUAAUCCCACGCUGGGCGCUACGACUCCAAAUGGCGAUCGAUUAUAUUUCUCACAAGACAUCUACCCACCGCUGUAUAAACACCCUAUGCUGUAUGAACACAACUAUCCUGCGCCUAAUGACAACGUCUAUAUACCGGGUGGUUAUGCUUCGAAUGUGCCAGAAGUUGACGACCAUUAUCGGCCACCAAGUCAAUAUGCCAGCGAUGAUGCGCACACACCACCACAUGGGCCACCGCGUCCAGUUUUCGGCUUAGGUUAUGGCAAUGGAUUCAGUUAUGGACGCCCUGAAUCGUAUGAUCCGACAACAACGAGGCCGCAUGACCAAAGCGCGCAAACCGAUAGAGAUCGAGACCGAAAUCGACCUGGUGGUUACACCACUCAACCUGGUUCAUAUGCUGACCGUGACCAUCCAGAACGCCCAGGUAGCUACCCCAGCGAAAGACCCACUUCCUAUGCUAGCGACCGUCCUGAUAGGCCUAGUGCAUAUCCGAACGAUCAUUCCGACAAACCGAGUGCUUAUCCUAAUGAUCGGCCCGAACGACCAGGUUCUUAUGCCAAUGAACGUCCAGAUCAACUUGGCUCUUACCCUAAUGAUCGACCCGAUCGACCUGAUCGCCCACUGGGCCCGCCAAACGGACAUCGUCCGACGAGACCUGAUUACGACCCCAUGACAACAUCUACUUAUUACACACGUCCCGAGUAUGAUGAUCUGAAUAGGCGGCCCUCUUAUGAACAACGCCCUUCCUCGUCCGCACUACCACCAUCAUUGACCAAUGGACCUCGUCCACCAGGCGAUUUUGUGGAUUACACCAAUCGACCGGAUCCACCAAAUGGCAUGAGCACAUCAAUGCGCCCGCCAAUGCGUGAACCGGGCAUGUCGGGUAGUACGGUGCCAAGUGGAUAUGGUAGUGGACCAAAUGGUGAUUAUGGCUACGUGCGACGAAACGGUACAGCUGCGCGUCCAGAUGGUGGUUACGAUGGUGAUAAAACAAUAGCGACGUACUUCAAUCCAGAGGACUACUUACAUGGCGACAGAAAGCGUCCAGGCAAUGGUUAUGAUGAUCGGGGGGAAAGCAGUUUUAGUAUGGAUAAAAUGAAAGCCUGUUUCCGGCGUGUACUGGCUGGCAAGCGCAUUUCUCCGCGCUGGGUACGACGCACAUUUGCCUGUGAACGCGUUGAGGAUUGUAUGCGUCAGUGUGGCAUUGAGAAACGUUUCAUGUGCGAAGGUUUCAAUUAUCGUCUUGAUCCAUCCGGUCAUGGUCAGGGCGAUUGUGAGCUAAUCGAAAUACCGCUGGCCCAAAUCGAUGUAUACUCCAGUUCUAGUCAACGUGACUCGAAUCUGCUGAGACAUCCCGACUACGACUACUACGAACGCGAUCGCAAUGCGCCGUCCAGCUGCAGACGUUCGGCGUGUCGUGAAUGUUCAAAAGGUGGCACGUUAAGCAGUCCGCCAUUGUAUUUUAAACCUAGUGGUUGGGCUGACAAGCCACCAUAUCGUGAAGAUCAUCAUUACUUACCAUCUCCACCUAGCGCUAGCGGCUAUGGUAGCGACGAACAUCGUUAUCGUCCACCCAGCAGCACUGCCAUUGAUCACUAUCAACCAUCAGGACCACCACCACCGUCUUUGUCAUCUGUUUCGUAUGAUCAUCGACCACCUCUACCACCACCACCGUCAUCGUCAUCGGAGUAUCAUCAUUCCAGCGGGUUUGAAUUCUCUUCGCAUGGUUCAUCUUAUUUCGAGCAUACACCACCGAGCGGUUAUGGCAGCAGUGGCACAGGUUCAGGCCCAAUCGAUCGCUACGAUUAUAUACGUCCGGAGGAUCAUCAUCGUUAUCGGCCAGGUAGACCGGAUCGUUGGGAAUCUAUACCCAGUAGUCCUGGCUAUGAGAGUGCGCAUUAUCGUCCGCGGCCUGAAAGCGAUCGAUUUCGUCCACCCUACAGGCCAGGUCCCGAUUACUCUCCAUAUAGGCCAGGUUCGCACGAACUAAGUGGACCAUCGGCACCAUCAAGCUCAUAUCGACCAGGUCCACCGGCACCACCAUCUACACACAACUAUUUAGACCGUGAUGGUCCACCGCCAAGCAGUUAUAAAGGCUCCACAAAAUAUAUACCCUACCUCAUUGGCCAGGAGAAGGAUUGGGGCAGCUAUGGCGGUAGUUACGGUGGCAGCUAUAAUAAACAGUCAUCCUACUGGGGAUUAAAUGAAUACAAUCGGCGCAGAGAUCCGCUUGAUUUCAAUUACUUUGAGUUGGGUGGUUCAAAGCGCGGGCCAACGCGUGAACCAAACUCUGUGCUAAGCUAUCCUGGCUCAAGCUAUGGCGGAUACGGCGCAGAAGGUUUCAGAGAUCGACACGAUUACAGGCAUUCGUGGACAAGACGCCCGGGACCAGAUGAGUGCUCAGCAAAGAUUGGUGAAGGUUUCCGGCUACACAAAACAGCCAUAAAGCAUUCCUCUACUGUGCCAACACUUGUGGAGUGCGAACGUUUGUGUUCGGGUCAAGAUGGUUUCACCUGUCAUACGUACAGCUAUCGCUACAAUCAAGCGGGACGUGAUAAUUGCAUGCUAUGCGAGCGCCCCAUCAACUCGUUGGACUAUUACGUGGAUAUUGAACCUGAUAGGGACUACGACAUUUACUCGAUGUCCGAUGAUAUGGAUGCUUGCCGCAAACCGUCACGUAACGAUGGCCCGGGUCGUUAUGGAACCGGACCUGGAACGGCGCUUACAGAUACGCAUAACGCACAGUGUUUCUUCCGCGCUAUCGAUGCCACACGUUUCUUCAAGUCCAUUGUGCGCGAUUCGUUGACAGUUCGCUCGGUUGGCGAAUGCGAAAUGGAAUGUAUUAAAUCGGUCAAAUUCACAUGCCGUGCGUUUGCUUAUCGUUACGGUCAACAGCGACAUGCAAGCGUCAUUGAUAACUGCCAACUGAGCGACUGGCCGGUCAGAGAUAUGGACAAGGAGCGUCAUCUGAUACAGGAUGCGGUAUUCGAUGUGUUCGAGCGUGCGAGUUAUGGUCAUGGCUGUGAAAUACAACCGAUUGUGGAUGAGAAACAUAAAAAAUCAGUUUGUUACUUGGGAUAUGGUUCGCCGGCGAAACUACUCUCAACAGCUAUUAAGAAAGUGAUCUCUGUGCCGUCUGAGCUGGCUUGCAAAAAGGAGUGUAUACGCUUUCGGGAAACCACAUCGUUCAAGUGUUACUCUUUUAGCUAUGGUUCUCGCGCCACUUCCUACAAUUGCGAGCUUUCGGAUCUCGAUCAGACUGAGCUCAAAAUAAAUGUCCACUACACGCACACCGAUGACCGCGACUACUGGCUCUUCGCUUGGAACCCCUUUGAUUGGACCUGCCGCGACAAAGUGAACACGAUAGGCGGAUCCCGUGUAAACAACGAUCGCCGCAUGGAUAUAUUCCGUGAACCGGGAGAUGUCGCUUGGCGCCAUUAUACCGUCGCCGGCAAGGCGUGUCGCACGAGCAGUCCAUGUGAAAAAAAUAUCGUAACUGGCUUCUAUUCGUGUGAGAUCGAUGGCGGCGAAAUUGGCUCGUGGGAUUAUUGCUGCAAGGCUGAGCACCCCUGUGGCUACUCGCAGGGGUUCGAUUAUCCAUGGUGCUUUGUGGGCGAUGAAGCCGAUCAGUGGCGUAAAUGUAGCGAUCGUUAUUAUCCUGGCAAUAAAACAACGACGACGUCCAUCGCACAAACACAUUCCAGCAUUAAAUUUUCGACUCUCAAAAGCGACAAGAAGAAACAUGCCAGCGAUAAUAGCAGUUCGAAUAAGGAAUAUCAACGACCGCCACGUCCUGGUGGCUUGCAAUCAUUGAGCGAUUUUGCUGCUGCGCGCCUCUGGCCAGUUACAUACCUGUACAGUGAGGGUCCGCCAAAUUCCACAGAGUUCAGCAACUUUGUUGACUGCAACAAGGAGUCGUGCUAGCGGCGCGCCAACUUGUCUACAUAGAAUACACAUCCCCACAAAUAGUGACUUGUAGUUGAGGCAGUUAGACACCACCGAGACAAAAUGGUAGCACAACCACAUUUUGAACGUUGAUAUCUGCUUUUUUCUGAAAGAAAAAAAAAUUAUAAAAAAUCUGUGUGAUUUUUCACUUCCUCUCUCAUUCAGCUUACACUUUAUGGCCCUAAAAUUCAAUUAGCUCUAAAACUGCACACCAAAACGCUUUCUAGAAACUUUAAUUAAAAACUGUGGAAUCCAAAUGAAAAGUUUGAUGAGAUUUUCUAAUUUUUAUAUAUUAUUUUAAAAUUGUAUUUAUAUGGUUUUUGUAAGGCAAUAAGCCAUACUUUUAUACAAAGCAAUGAACAUUCAAAAAAACUAAAGCAACAAAGAAAAAUAUUAAAAAUAUUCAAAACUGUUGAUGUGUCACCAUUUUGUCGCGUGAUGUAACAUUUGUAGGUAUUUUGCAUCCAAAAAUUAGAGAUCAAAAAUUCAUAAGAAAUAAUUUAGAAAAAAAUGUGAUUUUCUAAGAGAUUUGCAGAUUUAGAAAGGCAGGUGAUUGCAUUUAUUGAAAAAUUAAAUUAAUAAAUCCACAACUAAUUUAUACACACAUACAUACAUACAUAUUCGUAUGUAUGUUGCAAAUUUACUGCUCCAAGUAGAUCUAACUUUAGGAAACCUGCUAGAACUAAAAUGUAAUAAUAGUAAUAAGCAUUAAUGUGUCGCUUCCAAUGUAGUUUUAUAUUUAUUUAACGUGAAAUAAAAAAUAAUU
Anastrepha ludens (Mexican fruit fly) is the source of this 6272-nucleotide messenger RNA. RefSeq lists its product as uncharacterized. The record is from RefSeq and is a predicted model, not a curated record. The transcript is spliced from 12 exons. NCBI's taxonomy places the organism in Eukaryota, Metazoa, Arthropoda, Insecta, Diptera, Tephritidae. The coding region runs from base 926 to 5485 and encodes 1519 amino acids.